ACCCACCCACGCACCCACCCACUCACCCACGCACGCCUCGGUUAUCGGGGCGGCGGGCGGCCCGGCCGCGGUGCUGGGGUUGGGAGAUACGCUCUCGGAUGCGAGCCGCAGCGUGCCGGCGGUGGCUCGGCCGCAGCCAGGGCAGCUGGCCCGGUAGCCCAGGGAGGGUAAUUCGGUGGCCAGGCAAACAGAGGAGGCCAGGGGGGGUGUCCCCCCCCCCCCCACCACCCCAGCUCCCCCCACGGCUGGAGGGAUGAGGUGUCCUGGGUUUUAGAGGCAGCACCCAAGCCCCAGCCCAGCGUUAGCACCCAGAGGGAUGUGGAGCCACAGAGGCAGCGGACCCUGUGACUGACACAGCCCCUCCAGCCCCACAGCUGAAUGGAAAGACUGCAGAAGCAACCGCUGACCUCCCCUGGGAGCGUCUGUUCCUCCCGCGGGUCCAGUGUCCCCGGAUCGCCCUCCAGCAUCGUGGCCAAAAUGGACAACGAGGUUCUGGGCUACAAGGACCUGGCUGCCAUCCCCAAGGACAAAGCGAUCCUGGACAUCGAGCGCCCCGACUUGAUGAUCUACGAACCCCAUUUCACUUAUUCACUCAUGGAGCACGUGGAGCUGCCCCGGAGCCGAGAGCGUUCUCUGUCUCCCAAAUCCAUCUCCCCUCCUCCAUCUCCGGAGGUCAUCCGGGAGUGGCUGGAGAGCCGGACCCCCGGCAGCACCUCGCAGCCCACCUCUCGCCAGGGCAGCAGCUCAGCCCGCAGCAGCGUGCAGCACUUCCACCGACCCGAGACCGACACGACGGAGCUCAACAUAUACAAGAAGCCUCCGAUCUACAGGCAGAAAGACCACCAUCCUGGCGCCCACCACGGGAAGCAUCUCAUAGAGGACUUGAUCAUCGAAUCCUCCAAAUUCCCGGCGGCGCAGCCCCCAGACCCCAACCAACCCGCCAAGAUCGAGACCGACUACUGGCCGUGCCCCCCAUCCCUGGCCGUUGUGGAGACGGAGUGGAGGAGGCGGAUGGCCUCCAAGAGAGGGGAGGAGGAGGAGGAAGACCUGACGGAGGAGAUGAAGAACCUGCGGGAGCUCCAGAGGCAGGAGCUGAGCAAGGUCACCUCCAACCUCGGGAAGCUGAUCUUGAAGGAGGAGAUGGAGAAAUCGCUCCCCAUCCGGAGGAAAACCCGCUCGCUGCCGGACCGGACACCCUUCCACACGUCUCUGCACAUGGGGAGCUACAAGAGCUCCUCGCUGCCCGCCUCUGGCAGGAGCACCCUCACCCGGCUGCAGUCGGCAGAGUUCAGCUCGGCGGGCAGCGAGAAGAGCAGUCCGGGCCUGCAGAACGGCCAACGUGGACGCAUGGACAGAGGGAAUUCCCUGCCCAGCAUGUUGGAGCAAAAGAUCUACCCCUAUGAGAUGCUGAUGGUGACAAACCGAGGCCGUGUGAAGCUGCCGCCCGGCGUGGACAGGACCCGGCUAGAGCGGCACCUCUCCCCCGAGGAUUUCGUGCGGGUCUUCGAGAUGCCCCCCGAGGAGUUCAGCAAGCUGGCCCUCUGGAAGCGCAACGAGCUGAAGAAGAAAGCCUUCCUCUUCUGAGCCCUCCUCGGCCCCGAGCUCAGUCCAUGUCGCGCCGUGUAACCGCUUUAGGGCUCUCAGCCGGUUUUUACUAAGACCCCCCCCCCUGCCGCCCCCCCGCCUUUCCCCUCUCCCCCAGCCCCCCCCCCCCCGGCUCUGCUCCCCACCUCGCUCUUCCUGCGGGCAAAGGGCUCGGGGGGGGCUCAAACCUGCCUCCACCACCCGGCUGGAGCGGGGAGAUGGGGCUGGGGGCACGGAGCAGGCACGGUUCAGCCAGGAGGGGAGAUGUGUGUGUGUGUGGGGGGGGUGUCUCCGUGCUUUGUGCCCCCCCGACUCUGCCCCCGGGCACGCUGGCAGGGGCAGGGUCUGGCUCUGCUUUCGGCUGGCCGGGAGUGUGCCGGCUUCGGUGCGUGGGUGGCUUCCCUCCUCUCCUGGAGGGGGGUCAUCAGGCUCCAACCCCCACACCCAGGGUGCCCCCUGCCCCCCCUGGGUUCUCCCCCCCCCCUACCCCUCCACACCUUCACCCCAAAACUUGGGAAGAGCCUGGGGGCCAACUCACUGCCAGACCGAUUUGCUCUCAAAAAAGCCAGGCCUUGCCCCCCCAUUUAUCAUCAUCCACCCCCCCCCCCACGCAAGGACACGUACACUGCCAAAACCUGCCCAGCACCGGCAGGGUUGGGGUGCCAGUGAGGUGGGAUGGGGCAGGGGGGUGGCAGAGGGGGGGUCCUGGUGGGACCCUGAGGCAGCUCCUGCUGCAUUUCUAACAGCCGAUGCGCCCUUAGCCGGGGGGGGGGAUGCACUGGGGGGGAUGCAGCAGAGCUUUGGGGUGGCACAGCCAGGCGGAAAGAAGUGGGGUACAGCUCAAUGGGGUGGGGGCAGCUCUGCCUGCCCCCCCCCCAGCCGUGCAGGCAGGGCUCGACACCGGGCAGCACCUUCCUUCCCUCCUCCCACCUCUUCCAUCCCCUCUUUGGGCACUCGUUUUUUGGGCAGGACCCCUCUGCCCCCACACCCCCCGGCCCCCCACGCUCCCCGGUUUUUGUUUCCAGCCACUUUCCAGCCGCUAGACCUUGUUGGGAUGUAAAGAAUGUAAUUUAUCGGGAAAUCACUGGCCCAUACUUGCCUUUCACUGCUACUCUACAAACAACAUAUCUAUAAAUAUAUAUAUAAAUAUGGGUUGUUUUCUGACUGGACUACAGUGAUUCACUUUCUCUGUUUUGUUAGAGUUUAUUUUAUUUGCUGGUGUCGGAGAAUCCGCGUGAGAGUGAUUUUUUGCUUACAAUUAAAGGUGAAAUGGCUUUAUCGA
Molecule: messenger RNA, 2866 nt
Organism: Tyto alba (common barn owl)
Lineage: Eukaryota; Metazoa; Chordata; Aves; Strigiformes; Tytonidae
Gene: DMTN
Product: dematin actin binding protein
Exons: 17
Coding region: 379-1584 (401 amino acids)
Biological process (GO): lamellipodium assembly; cytoskeleton organization; actin filament bundle assembly
Cellular component (GO): plasma membrane; actin cytoskeleton
Molecular function (GO): actin filament binding
Source: RefSeq, a predicted model, not a curated record